GGGAGCGGCGCGCACCGGCUCAGUGUACGUUUCCGUGUGCUGACAGUGGAUGUCGGAGCUGUGCCCCAGACGUCCCUUACCCGCCCUCGCCGGCUCCUCCCACUUCAUUCCUGUAGCCGGAGCGCUAACCUGCCACUGCUCUUCACAGGCACCGGAAGCGGCCCGAGGUGGGAAGCCAAUGACUGGGAAUAUCCGGCGUUGGCUGGGACCGGUCACGACGGGCUAAGUCCAUAGCGAAGUAGGGGUUUAACGCGGUGGGCGAGAGUGGCGCUCUCAAUCGGUUUGUGAGAGUAACAUAGGGAUAGGUUUGCCCGGCCUCGGGUCGCUACAGGCCUUACGUGCACAGCGCUCGUGCUCUCCUGCUGCUGUCGGCCCCUGCAGCCCCGCAUGUGCUUUGCAGAGGAGGAAGAGAGCCCCUAGCUGAGCCGGAGACUACCUACCUCAGGCCCGUGUGCCUCCCCUAAGGGCUCACCCAGCUUAUUACCAGCCGGAUCCCCUACAGUACAGGGACACGCAGCCGGGGACGUCCCGCCUAGAGAUCCACAUCUGAGGACUCUCCUCAAAGACUACAGUUGCUGGAUAUUAACUCCGCACUGUCCGCAUACCUGAACUCACCUGCCCAGGGACUCAGAUCUCACCUGAGGACGAUAAGGUAUCUUCUUCACUUGGCUCCAGAACUUAUUGAUCUUCUGCCAGCUUGGAGACAUUUACUACCUGACUGCACCCUCCAUUCUCUCUGAUAAAGUGACUUUCAUGCGCUACCAUGGGCAAGGUUCUUUCCAAGAUCUUUGGCAACAAGGAGAUGAGGAUCCUGAUGUUAGGGCUGGAUGCUGCUGGUAAGACCACCAUCCUAUACAAGCUGAAACUUGGCCAGUCUGUCACCACCAUCCCCACAGUUGGCUUUAAUGUGGAAACAGUGACUUACAAAAACGUCAAGUUUAACGUCUGGGAUGUGGGGGGCCAGGACAAGAUUCGACCUUUGUGGCGGCACUACUACACCGGCACCCAAGGCCUCAUAUUUGUGGUGGACUGCGCCGACAGAGACCGCAUCGAUGAGGCCAGGCAAGAGCUUCAUCGCAUCAUCAACGACAGGGAGAUGAGGGACGCCAUCAUUCUAAUAUUUGCCAAUAAACAAGAUCUGCCUGAUGCCAUGAAACCCCAUGAAAUCCAAGAGAAACUGGGUCUAACCCGCAUCCGGGAUAGAAAUUGGUACGUGCAGCCCUCGUGUGCCACCACAGGGGACGGUCUCUAUGAAGGACUCACAUGGCUAACAUCCAACUACAAAUCUUAAUGACUAAUAGAAGAUCCUCACACAAUUUAAGAUGCUGCUUCUCAGACAAUUAUAACGAAGGCGUGGGAGAGAAGCAGUGUCAUAGGAUUAAUGCUGAUCAGACUAAAUCACAAGGAAAUAUGGGCUGGAAUACUUUAAAAUUCUAUAUAUAUAUAUAUAUUUUUUUUUUUUUUUUGCUUUGCUAUAGGAUCCUAAUUUCCCAAAUUCCUGAUUAUAUAAAUGAGACUUCAAGCUCUAGAUUACAGAUGUGGCGCAAGCACUCUUUCUCUGUUGGCCCCAACGCGAGGGUUUGGUUUGAGGGAUACAUGUUUAGUUUCCUGUUCUGAUAUAUAUAUAUUUUUUAAACUCGUUUCCAUCUGGUGUAGUUCUGCCUUUCCGCAUUGAUACAGGGUAUGUUGCUAGACUGAUUUCAGCAAGUAAACUUUAUCAUUAUAUUCUUUAAAGUCA
Spea bombifrons (plains spadefoot toad) is the source of this 1738-nucleotide messenger RNA. It is a transcript of the gene ARF6, whose product is annotated as ADP ribosylation factor 6. Gene Ontology annotation, molecular function: GTP binding; GTPase activity. The record is from RefSeq and is a predicted model, not a curated record. Lineage: Eukaryota; Metazoa; Chordata; Amphibia; Anura; Pelobatidae. The transcript has a single exon. Gene Ontology annotation, biological process: intracellular protein transport; vesicle-mediated transport. Gene Ontology annotation, cellular component: cytoplasm. The coding region runs from base 764 to 1291 and encodes 175 amino acids.